Raphanus sativus (radish) is the source of this 937-nucleotide messenger RNA. RefSeq names its product 21 kDa protein. Lineage: Eukaryota; Viridiplantae; Streptophyta; Magnoliopsida; Brassicales; Brassicaceae. The coding region runs from base 40 to 672 and encodes 210 amino acids. The transcript has a single exon. Gene Ontology annotation, molecular function: enzyme inhibitor activity. Gene Ontology annotation, biological process: negative regulation of catalytic activity. The record is from RefSeq and is a predicted model, not a curated record.
ACUCUUAAAGAAAGCUCAUCAAUCCAAACACAUCAUACAAUGGUAGUAGUAACAAUAACAAUACCUUUUCUCCUACUUCUCUUCUCCUCCGUUCUUCCACCAAUCCUCACCGUUGAUCCCCCACUCCCCUCACCCGACGGCUCCGAUUUCAUCCGUACGAGCUGCAACACCACACUAUACUCCGAACUAUGCUUCUCCUCUCUCUCCACUUUCGCCAACUCCAUCCACAAUGACUCGAACCGCCUCGUACGCGUAGCCAUCUAUCUCACUCUUUCCAACACUCUCCACCUUGUCUCCUACUUCCAAAACGCUUACGACAACUGCGUUGACCACGGUUGUGGUGGUGGCCUCCAAAACUCAACGGCUUCUGCCCUAAAGGACUGCUUCGAGAAUCUUAAAGAUGCGGUCGAUGAUAUGAGAGGUUCGAUGAAACAGAUAAAGGAGCUUGUCUCCACAGGUUCGGUCCAGUCGUUUAGGUUUCAGAUGAGUAAUGUCAAGACUUGGCUCAGCGCAGCUCUCACUAACGAGUACACUUGUACGAACGGGUUCGAGGACUUCCACGAUGAUGGCUCCAUCAAAGAUGACGUAUGCUCGCGGGUGGAAGACAUCAAGAAGCUGACUAGGAAUGCGCUUGCUUUAGUCAAUCGCUACGCCGACAAGGCUAUACCCUAAUCACUCAUCGAUUAAUUUUAUACACGAAAACAUAAGAAUUAAAAUGUAAAAUAUAAAGAGUAUCAUUCGUUGCUGGCUAAUACUAUAUGUGAGUUUUCCUUAGCUGUAUUUUAUGUUUUCGUGUCGAAAUUAUUAUUUACUUGGAACUAAACCAGUCGUUCAAAAUAUACAAACUGAGUGUGUAAAAAGAAUCAGUGGUCGUCUCGUUUUUCUUCCAUCAAUUGUCGUUUUAGGAUUUUCUUAUAUUAUUUUAGAAUAUAUAAAU